Messenger RNA from Lachancea meyersii CBS 8951, 1413 nucleotides. NCBI's taxonomy places the organism in Eukaryota, Fungi, Ascomycota, Saccharomycetes, Saccharomycetales, Saccharomycetaceae. The record is from the annotation of a GenBank genome assembly.
AUGGCGACUCCUCAACAAAUCAACAACCUGCAAAACUCGUUUCAGAGAGCCGUGAACAUGGGCGGAUCACCUGGCGAGGUUUCGACUUCUCCCACUCAAUCGUUCAUGAGCUCGAUCCCCCGUCGUGUGAGUCUCUCCAAACAAACAAAAGCACUCAAACCAUUUUCCACCGGUGACAUCAAAAUCUUACUGCUGGAAAACGUCAACCAGACCGCUGUUGAGAUCUUCAACGGACAAGGCUACCAGGUGGAGUACCACAAGGCUUCGCUCCCCGAGGAGGAGCUUAUCGAAAAAAUCAAAGACGUGCACGCUAUCGGUAUCAGAUCCAAGACAAGACUGAGCGAAAAAAUCCUAAAGCACGCGAAAAACUUGGUCGUGGUGGGCUGUUUCUGCAUCGGAACCAACCAAGUCGACCUCGAUUACGCCGCCAAAAUGGGUGUGGCCGUCUUCAACUCGCCCUUCUCCAACUCCAGAUCUGUUGCCGAACUUGUCAUCGCAGAAAUCAUCACUCUGGCCAGACAACUCGGCGAUAGAUCGAUCGAAAUGCAUACUGGAACCUGGAACAAGGUGUCCAAGAAGUGCUGGGAAGUUAGAGGUAAGACUCUCGGAAUCAUUGGGUACGGCCACAUUGGUUCCCAGUUGUCCGUCUUGGCAGAAGCCUUUGGUAUGCACGUUCUAUACUACGACGUGAUUACCAUCAUGGCUUUGGGUACCGCAAAGCAGGUUUCCACUUUGGACGAGCUAUUAAACAAGUCCGACUUUGUCACCUGUCAUGUUCCAGCCACCGCGGAAACCAAGAAUUUGUUGUCCGCGCCUCAAUUUGCUGCGAUGAAAGACGGUUCUUACGUGAUCAACGCCUCGAGAGGUACUGUCAUCGAUAUCCCAGCAUUGGUGCAAGCCAUCAAAGCCGGUAAGAUCGCUGGUACUGCGCUGGACGUUUACCCCAACGAACCUGCUAAGAAUGGUGCCGGCGCCUUCAGCGACGAACUCAACAGCUGGAAUUCCGAACUAGUCUCGUUGCCAAACGUAAUCUUGACUCCUCACAUUGGUGGCUCCACCGAAGAGGCUCAGAGUGCCAUUGGUAUCGAAGUGGCCACUGGUUUGACCAAGUAUAUUAACGAAGGUUGCUCGGUUGGAUCUGUCAACUUCCCAGAAGUUGCCCUAAGAGGUCUGGACUUGGACCAAGAAAAUGUCGUGCGUGUCUUGUACACCCAUCACAACGUCCCUGGUGUUCUGAAGACCGUGAACAACAUCUUGUCGAACCACAACAUUGAGAAGCAGUUUUCGGAUUCCCAGGGCGACAUUGCGUACCUAAUGGCCGAUAUCUCUUCGGUAAAUCAAAGCGAUAUCAAAGACAUUUACGACCAGCUAAAUGCCACUGAGUACAAGAUCUCCAUUAGACUGCUAUACUAA